Messenger RNA from Thermothielavioides terrestris NRRL 8126, 3057 nucleotides. RefSeq lists its product as uncharacterized. Gene Ontology annotation, cellular component: cytoplasm. Lineage: Eukaryota; Fungi; Ascomycota; Sordariomycetes; Sordariales; Chaetomiaceae. Bases 1 to 3057 code for a protein of 1018 amino acids. Gene Ontology annotation, molecular function: glycerophospholipase activity; metal ion binding. The record is from RefSeq and is a predicted model, not a curated record. The transcript has 2 exons.
AUGGCCACUCCCGACCCCACAACCAACCCAACCCCCGGGCACCAUCACACCUUCAACCAAGCCUGCCGCCUCGCCCCCGUCCAAGAGCCACCACCCCCCAAAGGCCUCGAAGGCAUCCCACCGAUCCGCGCCCAGUUCUUCUACGCCUCGCACAUCCCCAUCGACGACCCGCUCUCGGCAGCCACCACUAUCGUAGGCGGCGGCGGCGGCGUCGGCAGCGGCGCCGCCGCUGGUGGCGCCGACUCGAAGCUCUCCAAGCUGCCGCUGCGGCCCUUCUCCGCCGGCGACAACGCCGCGCUCGAGCGCGCCUGGCUCUCCCUCGCCUCGGACCGCGACCGCCGCAACCACGAGCUGGCCCGCCGCAACCGCAGCCCCAGCCCGGCGCUGUCGCGCGAGAACGCCGAGAAGCUGGCGGCGAUCGUCGGCUUGCUUGCCGCGAAGCAUCGCGAGAAGCACGAGCGCGAGGGGCAGGCUCCGCCUGGUGGGGUUGGGGCUGGGCCCGGGGGCGCCGUUGGGGCUGGGGGGACCGACGCCCCCGAGCCAGGCGGGGUGCCUGUUUGCUGUGCGGAGCUGCCGAUUGAUGCGUCGGCUGAGUUGAGGAGGGAGUUCUGUGCGGUCACGAGGCGGAGGCAGCAGAGCUUGGACCAUGACCGGGUGCUGGCGGAGGUUAUGGCGCAGAUGGCUAGGUUGAAGAUGGAGGCCGAGGGGACAAAACCAGAGUCGGUGGUAGCGUUGGGGACGGGGACCAACCCCGCGGUUCAGGCUGUUGGGAGUGUGGGCUCCAGAUCGUCGACGGCGUCCACUGAGGGUGCAGUGGCAUCGAGUCUACCCGUGGGGAGCGCCAUUCCGGCCAGGCCGCCAAUGUUGGAUGAUGGCAUUUCCGGGAAGCCGUUUGUUCGGGUUGAGCCGACGUCGAGGUCGAACAGGACCUCUGGUACGGGCACUCCCGACGACAGGGCCGCCAAAACUGCGCUUCGCGAAAAGGCCAGAGGCGACAGUCGAGCGUCCACUCGUGGACGGCCUAUCGCGGAACGGUUGGAGUGUUCGGCUGAGGUGCCCGUGGGGAUUUCGAGGCUACACAUGGUCUCGCUGCCCGUGCUGCAGAUGAAGCCGAUUUACUGGUCUCCGGUAAAUGACAUUGCCACCGUGCUGAGAGCCACUUGGUUCUACAGAGACACUAUGGUGCCCGUAGAACCCGGUGUCGCGAAUCAGCUUGAAGCUGGCUAUCGCGAGCUUCGGCCAUGGACCGAAACCUGGGCCGAUGAGCUCAGGUCUGCUCUCGACGUCGGUCCGCUUGGCGAAGAGAAGGUGGCCCAUCGCCUCUGGCCAGAAGCGACGGACAAACGGUACAAGAGCAAAGAUGGCUUCCCCGCCGAGCCGCCAAUAUCAGCUGAUCCGUUUUGCGCUGCGAGGUGUUUCCGCGGGGAGGCCGCUGCUGAGGGAACUCUGGAACCCGUCCACCUGGAACAAGGCACGGCGCUGCCCCCUCCUGAGUCUAGGUUGUACGCCAGCUACUACGUCAUCUACAAGGACGGUUCGGCGGCCUUCCUCUUGAAACCCAGCCAAAAACCGUCCGCCUACUACGGCCGAAGACCUGUCUCCAAGAUCAUGAAGGGCGUGACGGUAGGAUUACCUGUCGUCCGUGGAUUUGACCGAGCUGGGUGGGAGCGGGUGCACGAUAAGCGGGCGGCUUCGCGAGCGAAGGACGUGAUAACGGGAACGCCAGCGCCGUCGCAGGCGCCGGCUGCCGGACAAGACGGGUGCCCGGGUUGUCAGCUAGAAAAAGACCGCGGACAAGUUACGGACCUGGUCCUCGUUGUCCAUGGGAUUGGGCAAAAAUUGUCUGAGCGAGUGGAGAGCUUUCACUUCACCCAUGCCGUCAGCGCUUUCCGGAGAGCUGUCAAUAUCGAGCUCGAGAGCCCCACUAUCAAAGCUCUCCUCCGGCCAGGGCAGAAUGGGAUUAUGGUCUUGCCCGUAAACUGGCGCCAUCUUCUCAGCUUCGAGGAGGGUGGCACAAGCGACGAGGGAGACAAGGAUGCCUACUCGCCGGAGGGCUUCACCCUGAAGGACAUCGAGCCCCCCACGAUCCCAGCGGUGCGCAGCAUGAUCUCCGACGUCAUGUUCGACGUUCCCUUCUACAUGUCCCGCCACAAGCCGAAGAUGAUAGCCGCGCUAGUUGGCGAGGCGAACCGCGUCUACCGGCUCUGGUGUCGCAACAACCCCGGCUUCGCCGAGAAAGGCCGCGUGCACCUCAUCGCACACUCUCUGGGCAGCGCCAUGGCCAUUGAAGUCCUCUCGAAACAGCCCACGCGCGUCCCGCGCCCACUGGACCUCUCCAGCCCCUCCCCAGACAACCGCUUCUUCGAGUUUGACACCACCAACCUCUUCCUCCUCGGCAGCCCCGCAGGCUUCUUCCUCCUCCUCGAGCGCGGCAGCCUGCUCCCGCGCCGCGGCCGGCUCAAACCGGGCGCCGACGCCGCCGACACCGUCGCCAAGGACGUGGUCGGCGAGGUCGGCACGUUCGGCUGCAUCGCCGUCGACAACAUCUACAACAUCCUCGCCAAGGAAGACCCCAUCGCCUACCUGCUGAACGGCACGAUCGACCCGGUCUACGCGGCCAGCCUAAAACCGGCCUACGUCCCGAGCACCAGCACGUCCUUCUUCAAGUCCGUCGGCGCCGCCGUGCGCGGCCUUACCGGCGCCGCGCCAUCGUCAUCCCUCACCACCGCAGGCGACGGCGCCUCGCGCAGGCCGCCCGCCGUCGCCCGCCUGCCGUCGCAGCUCGAGCUGGAGGUGCACGACUUCUCGCGCGAGGAGAUCGCCGAGAAGAAGGCGUUCCUGCUCAACGACAACGGCCAGGUCGACUACUUCCUGCGCUCCGGCGGCGGCCCGCUCGAGAUCCAGUACUUGAACAUGCUGAGCGCGCAUACCAGCUACUGGACCAACCAGGACCUGGUCCGGCUGCUGUGUCUCGAGAUCGGCCGGGUGCCCGGCCGGGAGCACGCGCUGGCGUCGAUGAGGGCCGUGAAGGUUAAGGGCCGGUUUGUGGGGCACUAA